Messenger RNA from Postia placenta MAD-698-R-SB12, 2337 nucleotides. RefSeq lists its product as hypothetical. Gene Ontology annotation, biological process: negative regulation of transcription by RNA polymerase II; positive regulation of transcription by RNA polymerase II. Gene Ontology annotation, molecular function: DNA-binding transcription factor activity, RNA polymerase II-specific; zinc ion binding; RNA polymerase II cis-regulatory region sequence-specific DNA binding. Lineage: Eukaryota; Fungi; Basidiomycota; Agaricomycetes; Polyporales; Adustoporiaceae. The transcript is spliced from 8 exons. The coding region runs from base 1 to 2337 and encodes 778 amino acids. The record is from RefSeq and is a predicted model, not a curated record.
AUGCCCUCCAUUCUCAACCUCAAGUUCAAAGGUAACAAGUCCUUCGUGCCUUUCAGUAACCUCGGCGAUGUCUGCACCAAGGUAGCAAGCUUCUUGGAGCAGGGACAACGCCUGGAGAACUUGAGUUGGAGGCUGUGGCACCUCCAGAACCUCAUGGUCGACACAGACAAUGCAAAGUCAAAGCGCGACUUCAAGAAGCUGUCCAAGUGCAUGGGGGACAAGCUUGAUAAGGAGAAAGGACGCAGUAUCGAAGAGUUGCAAGCGCCAGGCUUCAAACGCAACCAUUCCACGGAGCUCAUCCAGCAGCGUGCAGCUGAGAAGGAACGCGAGCGAUUGGCGAACCAGAACGGCAGGCCCGGGACGAUUCACCGUAUGCAGUUCACCUUCAGCGUCGACCAGCCUGCCCCGCCGACUGCGUCCGCUGCGCCGGUGAAGAAGCCCGACCUCAAGCCGUCUGCCGAGUUCAAGGACAAUGCUCUCAAGCGUGGUAGGCCAGCUGCCCGUGCAGCUGCCCACGACGAUACGAGGACCACGACAACUACCUCGAACUCUACCUCGACCUCGAACGACAAUACCACGGAGCCUCCCCUUACUCAGCGUGGCCGCAAGCCCGCUCCCUCCAACGACGACUCGCGCAGCUCAGGGUACACCGACGACAUUUAUCAGAACGCCGCCCUCCGGUUCCCGUCUCUGUUCUCGAACGACUUUGGCCCUGCUGCGCUUCUGUAUCCCACGCCUACGCUCACGACCCCCAUGACCUACGGCGAAGGCGUUGGGCUUGGCACCCACUCUAGCUCUGAUGGAUUCAGUAUCCCUCGUCCCACUAUCGAGCUCCCUCUUGACGAGCUGCUCAAUGCGGACAGCCCUGGAGGCUGGGCGAUUGGAUUCAUGAACGCAGGUCAUGACGGUCGCUCUUUGGAGCAGCAGGCGCAGGAGGACGUGGAGAUGAAGCCGGAGCGGGAGAUGUCUCUCGACACUUCGAUUAGCUCCCGCGGGCAGAGCAGCGAGGACGACGAGGCGCUCCUCACAUCCACUGCGGCGCUUAGGAAUGUCCCCCCGCUCUCGACUCCCAUUGAAGACAUGGUCCCUCGCACGAUCACUCCCACCCGGCUUGGUGGCUCCAACAUGCAGAAUAAUGGCGAUGCACUGGGCCAUGGCCGCGGCAGCAGCAAACGACCAUCUCUCAGCGUGCGCACACAGAGCGUCUCGACGCGCUCGUCUGGGCCCAGCGCCACACCCGUCAACGGUGCCAGCUCGACUGCGCAAAACAACAACAACUCUGCUCCCGGCGGCGUCAAGGCGGAGUGUUCCAACUGCGGUGCAACACAUACUCCUCUGUGGCGCCGUGGCCUCAAUGAUGAACUGAACUGCAACGCGUGUGGGCUGUACUGUAAGCUGCACAAGCGUCCUCGGCCGAAGUCCAUGCGGAACAACCACGGAGAAGGCCGCACGCAGAGCGCCCCUCGUCAAGAGUCACAGGAAGUUGUUGCUCAAUGCUAUAACUGUCAUACCACAGCCACCCCCUUGUGGCGAAAGGAUGACGAAGGCAAGACAGUGUGCAAUGCUUACAAGCUCCACGGCUCUGCUCGUCCUAUCUCCAUGAAGUCGGAUGUCAUUCGCAAGCGCGCACGUCAUGACGCUCGGCGUGCAGGCAAUGGCCCGUCCGAGACGCCCUCGGCCAGCCCUGGCGCGAGUCGUCGCGCCUCGCCAACGAUGGACGCCACGCCGACUUUGGCUCCAGACUCCACGACGCAGAUGUACAACAACGUCAACGGCGACGAAAUGGAGUAUCGGACGUCAAUGCAGUCGGAGCUCAUGGGCGCGCUGGGCGGCAGCCAGAACGGGCCGUACUCCGGGCAGAACUACAACUUCAAUUCCUAUUCGGCGUUUCCGGGGCCCUACCACCCCGACUAUCUGUCGCAGAUGUACAACCCACCUGCGGACGCGCUGCCCUUCGCCUCCGGUGACCUCUCGGACGUGGACAACUCGGGUGGUGAGACGCGAACAAACAAGCGCCGCCGCUUGAGUAACGACUCGGCGUCAGAGCCUCCAUCGUCUGCGGUCUCGUUCAGCUCGUACUCCGACUCGUUUACAUCGGCGUCGUCAUCUACCUCGCAGUCUCAGCGCUCGUCCAUGGACUUCGCGUACAAUCCGUAUGGGUCAUACGGUAUACUGCGUGGCAACAGCAUCAACAAUGCCAUGUGGCAUCCACCUAUGCUGCCGCCCGACAACACGAACUCGCCGCAUUCAUUCGACUCCACCACGACGACACGGAGUCUCUGUUCGCGACCUACCUGCACCCGCCUAUGCUUCCUCCUGACGAUUCGCCUUCGAUGA